Molecule: messenger RNA, 1626 nt
Organism: Iphiclides podalirius (scarce swallowtail)
Lineage: Eukaryota; Metazoa; Arthropoda; Insecta; Lepidoptera; Papilionidae
Source: the annotation of a GenBank genome assembly
AUGUAUUCAAGCGACGAUUAUAAUGAGGGAGGAUAUGAGUCUUACGGUGAUUACGAACCUCACACAGGUGAUCCUCAAUAUGACUUGGAAUAUGAUCGAUCGUACUAUAAAAUGCCGGAAAUGGUGAAGAAGUUCCUUGUGUAUUUCCGUAACAUGAUUACUGAGGGAGUUACAUUUGAGAUACUGAACCUAUAUGAGAACACAUUCCCAAAACUCACUGAACAGUACUUUGAGAACACCCCAUGGCCUGAUGAAAGUGAAGUUGCUCCAAUUGUGGAUAAUGAUCAUGUUUUCAUGAUCUUAUACAAGGAGUUAUACUACAGGGAUAUUUAUUCAAGAGUGCCAGGUGGGCCCAAACCAGAGCAAAGAUUCCAUUCGUUUUAUAAUUACUGUGACCUUUUCAACUACAUCCUAUCUGCGGAAACUCCAGUACCCCUGGAGCUGCCUGACCAAUGGUUGUGGGAGCUUAUUGAUGAGUUCGUUUAUCAAUUUCAAUCAUUUGCCCAAUACAGGUCUCGAACGUCAAAAUUAAGCCAAGCUGAAAUUGAUACACUCAAUGCUGAGAAUAAGGCUUGGAAUGUCCUUUGUAUUCUUAAUGUUUUACACUCUCUGGUAGACAAGUCUAACAUCAAGAAACAACUUGAGGUUUAUGCUGCUGGUGGUGACCCCGAUUCAGUAGCUGGAGAAUUUGGACGCCACUCCUUAUACAAGAUGUUGGGUUAUUUCUCCUUAGUAGGUCUCCUCAGACUGCACUCCUUGCUUGGAGAUUACUACCAAGCUAUUAAGGUACUGGAAAACAUUGAAUUGCACAAAAAGUCUCAAUACUCGCAUGUGCCUGCAUGCCAGAUUUCGACAUCCUACUACGUAGGCUUCGCUUACAUGAUGAUGCGUCGUUACGCUGAUGCUAUUCGUACGCUGUCUUCGGCACUCCUUUACAUGCAGCGUACCAAGCAACUCUUUUCUUCCCGCUCCUACCAGAAUGAUCAAAUCAACAAGCAGACAGAGCAAAUGUACCAUCUUUUAGCAAUAUGCUUGGUACUUCAUCCUCAAUGUGUUGAUGAAUCUAUACAGCAGGUAUUGCGCGAGAAAAACUAUCACGAGAAGAUGUUCAAGAUGCAGUACGGAGAUCUGGGCGAAUUUGAGAGCUGCUUUACAUUCGCUUGUCCCAAAUUUCUGUCACCGUGCCCGCCGCCCAUUGAGCCUGGCUCCAACUACGGCCGAGACGCAGUCAAACACCAAACCCAGGUGUUUAUGGAUGAGGUGCGCCAACAAAAAAUGCUGCCGACAAUCCGGUCCUACCUGAAGUUGUACACCACACUGCCCCUGGCGAAACUAGCCGCCUUCAUGUCAGCAGCGCGCGGAGGAGAACGCGACGCGGCCCGAGAGCACGCCGCCCUUGCCAUCCACCUGCUGUGCUUCAAGCACAAGAUGAAGAACGUCGUCUGGACCAAGGGCCCCAGUGGGCUGGACGGAAAGUUCCAAAGUGGCUCUGAGUUGGACUUCUAUAUCGACAAUGACAUGAUCCACAUUGCCGACACCAAGGUGGCACAUCGUUAUGGCGACUUUUUUAUCCGCAAGCUUCUUAAGUUUGAAGAGCUCAACCGUAAAUUACAUCAUAUUAAAAUA